Candidula unifasciata is the source of this 5007-nucleotide messenger RNA. NCBI's taxonomy places the organism in Eukaryota, Metazoa, Mollusca, Gastropoda, Stylommatophora, Geomitridae. The record is from the annotation of a GenBank genome assembly.
AUGGUAAUUAGUGAUACGAACCCAAGCAAACUAACCAGGAUGUGCAGUUCAAUCAAGCAUGAGAGUUCCUCUGCUUAUCUCUGGCAUGGAUUUUAUGGUGAUCUUCAGCUUACAACCUGUAACUUGUUUACCAAAGUCAACAUCACAGAUAUUGCCUUAGGAGACCAGCACAGUUUGUUUCUCAGUGGCAGCGGAGAUGUUUUUGUCAAUGGAUUCAAUGACGUGGGACAGCUAGGGGUUGGUUCCCUGGAGGUGAAACUUGUAGAGGAGCCUUUAAAAGUGAAUGGGCUUUCAGACCCAGUGAUCCAAGUUGCGUGCGGCAAACACCACAAUGCUGUUGUCACCACAGCAGGCCAAGUUUUCUGUUGGGGAUUGUCCAGAAAUGGUCAGUGUGGGACAGGGAGUCUCGACUUAGUUCUGGCUCCUACUCAGGUUGUUGUGGAGAUUAACAAAGGUUUCUGUCAGCAUGGAAUACCCAAGCCAGCUCUGGCUGUUCCUAUCAGCAGUGUUGCUUGUGGGAGCAGUCAUACUUUGGCCCUGUCAGAUGAUGGUGAAGUUUGGUCAUGGGGUUAUGUGCCACAGCUCGGGUUAGGUGAUCUGAAACAUGCACCCAUCCCCAGGAAAAUUGAUGCUCUUCAGGGACAUCCUGUUGUGGCAGUUUGUUGUGGAGACCAGCACAGCAUGGCUCUUGUUCUCAAGGAGGAGAACAGACCUUCAAGGUCAGCAUCACCUUUGAAAGCCAUCAAAGGAAAAACAGAAGCAAAGACUGUUUUAGUGAAUGAACUCUACCCAUCUAGAUGUAGUAUAUGCAACAAGGAGAUCUACACAUACACAGACACAAGUGACAUGUGUGUGAUUGACACACUACAUGAUUGUACCCUGAAUGACAGUGUUCACAGCGUAGACUCGACAAUCAUCGAAGAUGUUUCAUCAUCUAGCUCCAGUGAAGCUUUGAAAAGGUCAGCAACAGCGUCUCCAGAAGAAAGAAUGGUACCUGGAUCCCAGACUGAUCAUGAAGCAGAGAACCUUCUUGAAUGCAGAAGAAAUGAGGCAGAUGAUAGUGGUAACCAGAGCAGUUUGCUUGAUAACUCCAGCUUUCUAGAAACUUCUGGCUUUGAAACUAGUGUUCUUGUUAUUCCAACAGAGAAUCCUUUUGAAGAUGGUGGUUCAGAUUAUAAAACAGAUGGAAUUCCUGAUACGCAAAAUGAGGCAGCACUGCAGAUAAAGGAUUUACCAACACAGUCAGAAAAUACAACAUCUGAAAACAGUUCUGAGUCCUCAUUGAGCAAGAAAGAAGAGAACGAAUGCUCCUUUACAAAUGAGUCUGUUAGCAUAGAACAGACUAAACCUUUUUCAGAGAAGAGACCGCUGCUACAGGAGAACAUCAUUGACAAGUUAAGGGCAUUAAAUAUGAGUAACAGGAAACGAUCACCUUCCACCACAAGUGUCAAGUCAUUCGAUUUGUCGGGAGCUAGAGAGUACUUGCAGCGUCACAAGUUAUCUGGCAAGAAGUCAACUGUUAUCACAGAAGCACAGCUCACUGAGAAUGUUUUAUCUGUGAGUGACAUGUCACUACAGCAGCCAGUACAAAGCCACAUCAGUACAGCUACAGAUGUGUGGGUGUGGGGAUGUAACGAACAAGGUCAGCUGGGGUUGGGAGAUCAGCUGAAUCGAGCACAGCCUACACUCGUGAAAUUGUUUGUAGGUCGGCAUGUGAUAAAGCUAGCAGCGGGAGAGAAACACAGUUUAGCUUUGACUGCCAAUUCCCAAGUUUAUUCCUGGGGGUUCAAUUCAUAUGGACAGCUAGGACAGACUGAAUCGACCCAUGCACCUGCACGGAUUAAGUUCACAAAAGGAUUUACAGCAUGGGACAUAGGAGCAGGGGCAACUCACUCUGUCUUCCUUGGUGACACAGCAGAAAUGCAUUCAGAUGUUCUCUAUUGUGGCAAACAUCCAAGCAAAGACGCACAUAGCUCAUUGAAAAAGACCAAUUCACCUUUGUCCUUGGAGGAUGUCAGACAGCUCGGCUGGAUAACCAAAGUUAUGGCUGGUGGGUCAGGAUGUGCAUGUAAAGUUUUAAACCCAGCCCCUCCAGAGUCUGCAGCUCUAUUCAAGCUGGCAGCAUCAGAAAGAGCAUUCUACAACCAGCUUAUUAAAACCAGCAAUGUCUUACUGAGACCUCUACAGAAAUCUGAUUUUUAUACAUCAAUGGGAGUUUACCCAUACAAGACCUCACUUCGGAAUUUGGUGGCUGCAUUUGGAGCCCUCACAAAAAAGAUUGGCGAAGGCAUUACAGAUUUAACAAGGUGCAUACAGAACACAACCCCCCUGAGCACCUCACACAUGUUGGGAUGCCACAAUGAGUUUAUAGAGGCGUUCCGCAUGUACUCACAGUCAUUUUCUGACUUUUUAUCUGUCGGAGGUUUUGACUACUGUACUCGCACUGGCAGUGAAUUCUUUGAAAAGAUCCAAGACUCCAUUCAUGAUCUGUCUGAGGAGCAAGACAAGACAGUUGCAUCCCAGAGUUUGUUCUUGAGGGCCAUGAGGUAUCCCUUUUUUCGUCUGGCAGACUACAGUAGGUUCAUUGGCAAGAUAUCAGCUGUUGUCACAGACCCAGAAGUGAAGUCUCACCUAGAGAAUGUGGUGCUGGCCUGGGAACAGCUGAAGAUCAACUUGCCUACAGAGCACAAAGUUGCAGAUGUCACAAGAGUGUUCUGGGAAACAUUUUCUCAGAAGAUACCUGAUUCAUUUCGAAGACCCGACCGCCGUGUGCUAAGGGAAAGUAAAACUCAUCCCAUACAAAUGCCAUCUGGUGGAAGAUUCACAAGUCGGCUUUUUGUCUUGUUUAACGAUGCCUUUCUCAUGCAGACAACAAGCCCAUCAUUACUUCCCCUUGAAACUGUGUGGGUAGAAUCAGGAGCAACUGAGGAUGAACAAACAAAUGCCAUCACUGUUAUUGCUCCUGAGGAAAGGCUGGAAUUAUUGGCCUCUACAGCAGUUGAGAAGACUGAAUGGCUGGUGGCUUUGAACUCAGCAAUCAGUAAAGUGAUGACAGACAGAAAGUCACUGCCAUGUGUACAUGGCAGGGGGGAGAGGUUCACACCUCCACUCAUUCGUCAUGCAAGCCACACCUUUCACCAAACAUCCUGUUUACAAGGAUGCCCUCUACACUGGCACCUGGCUUUCUGGAAAGGUUCAUGGAAUACCUGGUACUUUCACUAUUGUCAAGGAUUAAAGGCACUGAAGUACAGAAGGGAAAACUGGAAAGAUGGCAGACUCAAUGGAUUUGCCAUCUGUCAGGUAGGCAGAUUAUCAUUGGUAUUACUCUACGCAAACGGAGAUCUGUACGAGGGUUACUUCCUGGAUGGUCAAAGGUUUGGUCAUGGUAAAUACCAGUCAGGACGCCACAAGUCCACCUGGAUGUCUGUUUACAUCGGGGAGUGGGUCAACAAUCUGAAAGAAGGAUACGGUGUAGAAGAUGACACACUGAAAGGUGAGAAAUAUUUGGGGAUGUGGACACAGGAUCAAAGACAUGGCUCAGGUGUGAUGGUCACAUUGGACGGCAUGUAUUUUGAAGGCACUUUUCAACAAAACAAACUUACAGGCUUUGGCAUCAUGAUAUCGGAUGACAACACAAUAUACGAAGGGGAUUUCAUGGAUAUUACACACUUAUCUGGAAAGGGUAUCCUGACUUUAUCCUCUGGUGACAAGCUGGAGGGCACCUUCAGUGGAACACUAAAUGAAGGACUGAAGAUCAAUGGAACCUUCAUUAAGUCACCUUCUCCACCAGACCUAGACCAGAGAUUGAACCCUGCCGGAGUCAAGUCAGCACACUUUGGCAAGCUGGGCGUAAGUGCUGACAACAAAUGGACAGAUAUAUUCUCCCACACGGCUGCAUCAAUUGGUCAAAGUGGUCUUGGGAAAGGCAUCAGCCAGGAGGAUACAGACAAGGCCUGGGAUACUGUGGCCGUGAUGUUGACUUCGGGGAGGCAAGCUGUCAAGGAGGGCUCUGGAAUUUCUCCAAGUAAACUUAAAGUUCAGCAGAAAACUCUUGAGGGCUUAGAGAGUAUCCCAUCACACAGAUUAGACUCAAUCAAUACAGAGAUGAUUGAAGAGAUAUCUGCAUACUUAGCCAAGGCAUGUGAUACCAUAUACCACCCACUAGGGCGACUGAUGGAGAACCUGGUGGAUGUGUUCCGAGCCUCCUAUAUCGGUGUCGGAGCUCACCCCAGACUGCUGCAUCAUGCAGUUCUGGAGAUGAGGUCUUAUGUCAGCAGGCUGUACCAGGUUGUCAGAAUCCUGUUCCCAGCAUUACCAGCGAAUGGAGGCCCCGUGUAUAUUUAUCCACCCUCUAAAUCAAGUAGUUUUCCUCAGACGACAGAGGAGGCCAAGAAGUUUCUGGAUGGUUUAGAGGCUGAUGAUUCAUCCGGUUGUAUCUUCACAGCUGCGGGACUGCUGUACCCAAUACUGCUGCCUAAGAUCUAUCCUCCACUCAUUGAUCUAUAUGCCCUGUACAACGAGAAGAAUGACGACAGAUACUGGGAGCGGGUGACCAAGCUGAACAGACAGAGUGACAUGGGCCUGAUGGCUUACCUGGGCAUUGAACAACGCUUCUGGCUCAUAGAAGACAUGCUUGAUCAGGACAAGUCACAGAAGCUGUCUACAAUCAAGGAUGUUUGCUAUGCUCAAGCUGUGGAUACCUUGCAACAGUUGAGCACCGCCUUCUCUCCUAUAGAGAAACUAAAGAUAAUAGAACAGACUUUCAAUGAAAUUACCAAGACGGUUUCCUUAAACUUAAAGGAUGACCACAUGUGGUGUAUGGACGACCUGUUUCCCAUUUUCCAGUUUGUUGUUGUGCGAGCAAAAAUCCACCAUCUUUGUGCAGAAAUACAUAUGAUUGAUGAUCUGAUGGAGCCACACAUGGAGCAUGGGGAGCUUGGCUUAAUGUUCACAACGCUCAAAGCCUGCUACUUCCAGAUACAGAAUGAAAAGUUGCCUCACCAUUAG